GGCAGUGGUUUGGUUGGUUGCUGUUGUCAAAUUUAUUCGCUUUGUUUAUUCAUUUUGAGUUUAAAAUUUAUGUUACUGUAGGCCUAUAUUGAAAUCCAAUUUUGGAUUACAUAAAAACCACAAUAAUAUGUAAACAUGAAUCAUUAAAUACUGCAAUUUGUGUGAUAAAUUCAAAUAUAAAUGCCUGAAUAGUUUGUGAUGUUAGAAAACAAGACUAGGCGUUGAAAUAAUUUUGGAUCACAGUGUAACUUAGGCCUGUAUUUCGACCUAUUAAACUGUUUGAAGUGAACUUUGGCUGGUUAGUAACAGAGAUAAUGGACGGGGCUGCAACUUCUCAUAAGCCUCAACAGUGGCAAAAAGCCGAAACAGACAGUGGUGCUGUGUACUAUGUCGAUCAUUCUGCUAAAAAAACUGCUUGGGACCAUCCAAAGUUUAGAGUUGCAAUGGAGAUGAUAGAGGAAUGCAAUAACAUCAAGUACGCUGCCUAUCGCACUGCUGCCAAACUAAACAUUUUGCAAAAAACUUUAAGUCUGGACCAUGUACAGCUGACCACUAUAGCAGGAGUGUUUCAUCGCCACCACAUUCAAGUCACUGAGAACUGUCUCACCCUAGAAUAUUCUGAGCUGGAGGCCAUUCUAAACGACAUUUUCUUUGCCGCCUCAAAAGAGAGUCCAAGACACCACUUCCAAGUUGAUGUGUCUACUGAGCUGACACUCCACUUCUUGCUCAGUGUUUUUGACAGACAAGAGCGGCAUCGUGUGCAAGUCCUGAGUGCCAAGAUAGCACUAGUGUGCUUGUGCGCAGCCAAACUGCAAGACAAGUACCAAUAUCUGUUCUCUCAGCUGGCCGACCACAACAACUGUCUGCCACGUCGCAAGUUGCGCAACAUGUUGGACACAAUGGUGUCCAUCACAGACUACUUGUCAGAGUCAUUGGCGUUCUCAGCCGACCUCAUACCUGCCACUGUUGACUCCUGCUUCCAACAGUCUCAUGGUCCUCUGGGAAUCAGUGAAGAUGUGUUUAUGAACUGGCUAAUGAGGGAACCACAACUUCUAGUAUGGCUGUCUACUCUGUAUCGGCUAAAAGCUGCGGAAAAAGUGAGUCAUGGAGUAAGAUGUGGUGUGUGUCGCACGUAUCCUAUAGUAGGACUGAGGUACAGGUGUCUGAGGUGUCUAGGCUACGAUCAAUGUCAGUCAUGCUUCUUCCAUGGCAGGCUCAGCAAGAGACACAAACUCAAACACCCAAUGCAGGAGUAUUGUUGGGAGACAUCAACAGGCCAAGCGACAGUGGCUUUCUUCAAGGCUAUGGUUAACCGGCUGUGUGGAAAUACUUCACGUCUUCAGUACCUUCCUGUGCAACCAGUUAGCGGCAGCAACGAAUGCCUGGCCGGAGACAGCAGUGAGGAGAGUACCUUGGUGUCUUGCACAGACAGCUCCAGUCUCAGCUCGUCUGUGUCUCCUCGCCUCAAUCCUCAACAGGAGCUCAACAGUAUCAUCAGUCAGCUGGAGAGGCAGUCAAAGGAAUUGUUUGAUUCUACGCUUGGAGACGAUGUUUCAGCCAGACUUCACCAACACAAGUUGUUCUUGGAAACUCAAAUCCACAGAUUGAAACAGUUGCAGAGACAUGUAGGCAUAGCAAACAACAUGAAUAGUCUAGAGAGGAUGCAGAGCACGCCUCUGGUGGCGACGUCUGUCCGUCACGAGUUCACGGGUCUCAGUCCCAUCUACACAGAGCCGUGGAUAGCCCAGGGUCCCAACUACAUCAGCUGGGCUGGUGGGGAUCAGCUGACAGCUCCGUUAGCUGUGGACUCGCCCAUCACACCUCAGCAGACCAGCAGGUUUUCACAGUGGCUGGAAGGUACAUUCAGGCCAUCUAAGGCAACAACUCAGAAAGCAACCGAUGAAGAUCCCCCCAUCAAUGAUCUACAUUCUGAUCUUGAUAACAUUCUGGACAAACUUCAGGAGAUGCUGGCUUCUAAUUUUUCUCUGACAGAGAAUAAGAACAAAAUGAAUGCUCAGAAUGGAACACAUCACAAUCAGCCUUCUGAGGGGUUGAAUGCAUCAUGCACUUAAAGUGGAUAA
This is a messenger RNA of Macrosteles quadrilineatus (aster leafhopper), 2081 nucleotides long. RefSeq names its product dystrophin-like. Lineage: Eukaryota; Metazoa; Arthropoda; Insecta; Hemiptera; Cicadellidae. Bases 315 to 2072 code for a protein of 585 amino acids. The record is from RefSeq and is a predicted model, not a curated record. The transcript is spliced from 13 exons. Gene Ontology annotation, cellular component: plasma membrane. Gene Ontology annotation, molecular function: protein binding; zinc ion binding. Gene Ontology annotation, biological process: synaptic signaling.